AAAAUAUGUUAAGAGUUGUCCUAGUUGGACUGCUCCAUCUCGAGUUUGUUGAACGAAGAGGAAGAGAUGAUGGAUGCUUUGGAUUCAGUUUUCGAUCCGCUGAGAGACUUCUCCAAGGACAGCAUCCGCCUCGUAAAGCGUUGCCACAAGCCCGAUCGAAAAGAAUUCACUAAGGUCGCGACUCGAACGGCGAUCGGCUUCGUCGGAUUUUUCGUCAAGUUGAUUUUCAUUCCCAUCAACAAUAUCAUCGUCGGCGCAGCCUAAUUUAGAGUGUUUUGAUUUCAGCUUUCUAAAUCAGAUCUGAAAUUUGUUAUUUGGUUUGGUAUACUAUAUUUAUGUGGGAUCCAGUGAUUCCAAUUUGCUAUCUUUUAAUGCUGAACUAGAGAGGGUUUAUGGUUUUCUUGAAAUCAUGUUAACCUAUCGUUGCCUCGACUUAGUUGGAUAAAAUUAUCUUCAGUUCCUAGCUUGGGCUUUAUGAUUUUGUGUUGAAAAUAAAACUAUGAUUAGAGGCGCAAGUUAGGCAGGAUACUGAUGGAGACAUGCCUCUGCAUUCUGAGUCAUGUUAGAUGUGCAAAGCAUGAAUGCGAUAGAGCUUCAAACGUUUGCUUACAUGCCAAUCCUUGGAUGUUGUAAGCAAUGAGAGUAAGAGUUGUGUCGUACACUCACACUCGUACUGCAAGUCAAUUUUGCAUGCUGUACAUUCCAUAUGAUAAAUGAGAUGAUGAUUGAAUGGUUUUGUAUGUUCAUGACGAGAGGGGACUGACUGCAACUCUGUUUUUUCGUGUUUAAUUGCAAUCUUCCAGUUGGUGCAAGAACCUUUCGAAACCAGAGAAGAUUGGCAGUUCAUUAGUUAGGCUCAUUUUGUAGCACUUUUCUGUGUAAUUGUUGACCACUUUGUGUUAUGUUUACUUGGUCUAAUAUGAAUCUCUGAGCUUUAUUUUGA
Molecule: messenger RNA, 943 nt
Organism: Salvia miltiorrhiza (redroot sage)
Lineage: Eukaryota; Viridiplantae; Streptophyta; Magnoliopsida; Lamiales; Lamiaceae
Product: protein transport protein Sec61 subunit gamma-1-like
Exons: 2
Coding region: 67-264 (65 amino acids)
Biological process (GO): protein targeting; post-translational protein targeting to membrane, translocation
Cellular component (GO): Ssh1 translocon complex; membrane
Molecular function (GO): transmembrane protein transporter activity
Source: RefSeq, a predicted model, not a curated record